AUGGAUGUGAAGAUUGGUUUAAGUACGAAGGAAGCUUUUGCAAAGCUUUGCGCUGUAUUAGAAUUUGAAAUUGACAAGGAACGUGAACGUGCAGGUGGACCAUUUACAUUUAGGUUCUUAGCUCAUGAUGCAUUGAUUACCGGAAACUUUUGUGUCAUUUAUGCGGUAGCUUCAAUUAUUUGUUGUCUUGUUUUGUUAAGUUGCAGUUUGCUUAGAGAUUGCACUUUACUCGACCAGCUUGCAUCACUUCUAUUCUUGACUAUAUCAAUAUGUAACAUAUAUUGUUCAUUAAAAAUAUAUCGUACUCAAAGAUAUGCAAUUAUUGAAAAAGCCCUUGAUAUAUUGGAUAUUCUAAAAUCACUGAAAGUAAAGAACUUCCGAUAUGAAAAUCUUUAUGCGCCGCCAUCUGAUGCUAUCAGUUUACAAUGGACAUACAGAGACCACAAAUUAGUGAAUGUGCCAUGGAUGCUUUUGGUAGAUGGUGAUAUAAUACAACUUCGUGCUGGACAAUCGCCACCGUACCAAUGUAUAUCACAACAUGGUGACUUCAUUGGUUUGGGGGAUAAACCACGACUGCUAAAGGUAUUGUGUCAUACUAUACUUCCAUCAAAAUCAACACUGUGGAAAAUUGUUGAACCACCUAUUGUUGACCAUAUACGCGCAGCUUUUCGUAAUCAUCGCAAGAAACAUUCGAAUUUGUUGAAUUUUGAAAUUCAUACGACACUUCAUUUUAUCCUUGAAAGAUGUUUUUUACCGUUCAUACUCACGAUGAUGCUCAUAGUACAUUGUUUUCGGGAAGUUCAUACAAUUUAG
Molecule: messenger RNA, 813 nt
Organism: Brugia pahangi
Lineage: Eukaryota; Metazoa; Nematoda; Chromadorea; Rhabditida; Onchocercidae
Source: the annotation of a GenBank genome assembly